This is a messenger RNA of Paraglomus brasilianum, 486 nucleotides long. The record is from the annotation of a GenBank genome assembly. Lineage: Eukaryota; Fungi; Glomeromycota; Glomeromycetes; Paraglomerales; Paraglomeraceae.
AUGAAGUACAUCCGAAUUGUCUAUUCUAAACUCAUUGCACCUCUCUUGCGCCCCAAAAAAAUACGCUCAAAAUCAUGUACCGAGCUACAUCGACUCUCAAACGCAUCGACGGUGUCAUCAUCAUUUUCCUCGCUCAAUUAUACCACGCUCGCGUAUUCGCCAUUCAUCUCGCUUCGGAUUCAUAUCUACUCUUAUCCUCGCACUGUAACGCUAUCCAUCUCUCGGCACUGUCGAUACUCGGAUUUCAAGCAAUUACUGAGCGAAUUGGUUGCGGGAUGCAAGGAUCAAUUUCUAAUCGCGUAUAGAAAGAAGAAAGGACGCGAAGUUGGAGUCGACAAGGAUUUUGCAGUGCUAAAGGGAAUAUUGAAUAACGAGGUUAUUCUGAUAACUGAGGAUUGUGUGUGGAGAGAAUUAAUGAUAAGAGAGUUGAGAGAGCGUGACGAGGCAGAAGUUACUGUGUUGUUUGUUAAUGGCCUGAAUGUAUGA